Molecule: messenger RNA, 2571 nt
Organism: Impatiens glandulifera
Lineage: Eukaryota; Viridiplantae; Streptophyta; Magnoliopsida; Ericales; Balsaminaceae
Product: pollen receptor-like kinase 4
Exons: 2
Coding region: 904-2571 (555 amino acids)
Biological process (GO): protein phosphorylation
Molecular function (GO): protein binding; protein kinase activity; ATP binding
Source: RefSeq, a predicted model, not a curated record
AUGGAGAGAAGCUAGGAGAGGGUAUUUAAUUAUAGAUUGGAGAGAAGUGUUUUUUUCUUUUAAUUGUCCAAUUAAGUAAAAUAGUUUGAUAAUGGGGUUUGAAAUAAAAGCAAUAAACAAACCAUUGAAAGAAUCAAAGGCCAUCCUUAGAUUUCUGAAUCUCUCUUAUCUCCCAAUGAUCUCAAUCUCUCUUUAACCCCCCUUCCAUAACCAUUCCCGGGUUGUUUUUUCUCCUUUUUUCCUAAUUGGCAUGCAUUGAGUUUGAGGAAUUAAGAUCAACAGAAGAUAGAGAAAGGAACCCAAAUCAAAAUCCAACAAUUCUGAUAUUCAUAAUCGAUCCACAAUGAUCAUCUUCAUCAUACCAUCAUCAUCUUCAUCCUCAUCUGGUAGUACAUUUAUUAAUUAUCAAAUCAAUUUUCAAUAUACCACUUAUGAUCAUUGAGGCCUGGAAGCCUUCUUCUUCUUCUUCUUGGUGGUGUGUGUUGUUGUUUUAGACCGCAGCUCUAUCCUUUAAUGGGCGCGCACAAGCAAGCCUUGCUUGUGCGCCUGUUGCGUGUUCUUCUGCUGUCGGCCACCACCAUAUUAUUAACAACUGUAACAACAGAUCAAGCUAAAAUAGAGGUGCGGGCUGCUGCUCCCAGCACCUUAGAUACUCUUAUGACGUUCAAGUCUGGCCUAACUAACAUUGGCACACAACUCGACAGCUGGAAAUCCGAUGGAGGUAAACAAAUUCAACAAAAUGAUUAUAUCAUUUGAACUAAACAAAAAGAUUUGAUUUUUUCACUAUGAUCAGGUCCUAACCCGUGCUCAUAUUCGUCGGGUAACAAGAAGACACGAAGCGUGGCAAGCUGGAAAGGCAUCCUUUGCUAUGACGGGGAAGUUUGGGGAAUACAGCUCCCACACAUGGGAUUAUCCGGAAAGGUUGAUAUAGAUACGCUCUUGGGUUUACCCCGACUGAGAACAAUCAGGCUUGAUAACAACAGCCUCGAUGGACCCUUGCCGGAAUUUGGAAGGCUUGGGUCGUUGAAGUCUUUGUUUGUCAAUAGGAACAAGUUUUCAGGCCAAAUACCUGACAAUGCCUUCGUUGGGAUGGGUUCCAUGAAAAAAUUGGUGCUUUCCCAUAAUAGCUUUGUGGGUCCUGUUCCCACAUCUGUUAUUCAGUUGCCGAAGCUAACGGAGCUGAGGAUUGAAGGGAAUCAGUUUACUGGUCGGAUACCUAAUUUACAGCAGAAGAGUCUUACCCUUGUAAAUGUUUCAUACAACCAUUUGGAGGGUCCAAUUCCUCCUUCUAUAGCCUCUAUGCAUGUCUCCUGCUUUACAGGAAACAAUGAUUUAUGUGGGAAACCAUUAGAAUUGGUAUGUGGAGCCACUCCAAAAUGGAAAAUAGCACUCAUUGUCUUCAUCUGUCUCUUGGCACUAGGGUUCCUUCUCUUAAUAAUCGCCGUCCUACAUCAAAAGAAAAAGGAUCGAACGCCAACAUUAGGCAAAGUAGAUUCAUCAUCCUACAGCAGCAAGAAAAGCGGAAGAGCAAGCAGCACAGUGGCAGUGGUCGGAACAGGAGGGAAUUCAUACGGAGACAGCGGUUCAGUAUCAGGAGGAAUGAGCAGAGGCGGCAGCGGCAGAGGAGGAUCAGCUAACAGCAGAAAGGCAGAACAAGCUGGGAAAUUAUCAUUCUUAAAAGACGAUCGAACAAGAUUCGAUUUACAAGAUCUACUUAGGGCAUCGGCUGAGGUUCUUGGUAGCGGCAAUUUUGGAUCAUCGUACAAGGCAUUGCUAAUGGAUGGACAAGCUGUAGUGGUGAAGAGAUUCAAACAAAUGACUGCCAUCAGUAGAGAAGAGUUUCACGAACAUAUGAGAAGAAUCGGACGGCUUCAACAUCCCAAUUUACUACCAUUAGUUGCUUACUAUUACAGAAAAGAAGAAAAACUUCUAGUUUUCGAUUACUUCCAAAACGGCAGCGUCGCCCGUCAUCUUUACGGCAAUCAUAACGAAGAACAGCCAGGACUAAACUGGCCGACACGACUGAAAAUCGUAAAAGGAAUGGCUAAAGGAUUAGCUUACCUCCAUGCAGAACUACCAAGUUUAUCCGUCGCUCACGGCCAUCUGAAAUCAUCAAACGUACUCCUAAACGAUUCAUUCGAACCGAUGUUAAUGGAUUACGCACUCGUCCCUGCGGUUAAUCCAGAUCAAGCACCGCAUCUAUUAGUAGCAUACAAGUCACCGGAAUACGCAGAACACGGCCGAAUCACGAAACAAACCGACGUUUGGAGCUUAGGGAUACUUAUACUAGAGAUAUUAACAGGAAAGUUUCCGGCGAAUAACAUGACGCAAGGAAAGAGUGGAAAUCAUCAUGCAGAGUUGACAAACUGGGUUAGCUCGAUAAAGAGACAAUCGGAGAAUUCGACGGCGAAAUUGUUCGAUCCAGAUAUGAAGGCGACGGCGGAGGAAGAGAAGGAGAUGAUGAAACUUCUGAUUAUCGGAGCAAAUUGUUGUGAAACGGACGCCGGAAAAAGGUCGGAAUUGAAGGAUGUGAUUCUAAAGAUUGAAGAAAUCAAAGAUAGAGGAAGAUGA